This is a messenger RNA of Tremella mesenterica DSM 1558, 1479 nucleotides long. RefSeq lists its product as uncharacterized. The record is from RefSeq and is a predicted model, not a curated record. Bases 1 to 1314 code for a protein of 437 amino acids. Gene Ontology annotation, biological process: NAD+ biosynthetic process. Gene Ontology annotation, molecular function: nicotinate phosphoribosyltransferase activity. The transcript has 8 exons. NCBI's taxonomy places the organism in Eukaryota, Fungi, Basidiomycota, Tremellomycetes, Tremellales, Tremellaceae.
AUGUCCGACACAUUCCAGCUGGCCCCUCAGAUAGCUGAACUACCCCUCAGCAUCCUCGACACCGACUUGUACAAGUUGACUAUGCAAAAUGCUGUUUUGCAUCAUUUCCCCGAUGCCGUCGUCGUUUUUCGCUUCACGAAUCGAAACCCUGCCAUGCUGUUCAGUCGAGAAUGUUUCAAUUGGAUCCUGGAACAUGUGAAUAAACUGUCCACCGUCUCCCUCACCCCCGCCGAACGCUCUGCCCUCUCUGCUGCUUGCCCAUAUUUUCCCGACACAUACCUCGACUUUCUCACAUCUCUCCGGUUGAAUCCCCAAGAAGAAGUUGUGCUCACCUUCCACCCCGAGACGCCGGAUGGGAAAUGGGGUAAAAUUGAGUGCGUCAUCAGGGGAUUGUGGAGGGUGUGUAUAUUAUACGAAGUGCCGAUCAUGUCCAUCGAUAAGGCAAAGCGGAAAGCUCUAGACAUGCUAUCGCCACCUACCCCCAUUACACCCUUGGUCUUCUCCGAAUUUGGUACUCGACGCAGACGAAGUUUUCACGUGCAUGAUUUGGUGAUACGUGGUCUGAUCGAGGGCACUAGGGAGCAUGCGGCUUUAGGGAAGACAGGUGGGGCCUUGGCAGGUACCAGUAACGUCUAUCUGGCACUCAAGUAUGGCGUAAAGCCUUCUGGGACAAUAGCUCACGAAUGGAUCAUGGCGAUUGGGGCCAUCUUUGGUUACAAAGGUGCCAAUGGUCGGGCUAUGGACAUGUGGGAAGAGGUCUACCCAAGAGAUGUGCCCGAGCCCGCGCCAUUGACCAUGCUCACAGACACAUUCACCGCUCAAGCCUUCUUUGUCGAUUUCAUUGCGUCCCCUUCUCGUGCCUUGCGGUGGGGUGCACUGAGACAAGAUUCUGGAGAUCCUUUUACCUUUGCUGGCGAGGCUAAGCAAGCGUACGCAGAGGUGGAGAAAUUGGCCGGUGUGGAUAAUGGAGGUGUGGUAGCAAAGGGAAAGAGGGUGGUGUUUAGUGAUGGCUUAGAUGUGGAGAAGGCCAUCGCUCUUCAGAAGGUGUGUGAUGAGAUUGGAAUGUCAGCUGCUUUUGGCAUAGGCACCUCCUUGACAAACGAUUUCAUGAAAGCUUCAGACCCGAGUCAAGUGUCCAAACCCCUCAACAUUGUCAUUAAACUUAGUGAGAUCAAUGGACUUGAUUGUGUCAAGUUGUCAGACGAUAAGGGGAAGUCCUUAUAUCAGUACGACACUACCCAGACUCGUCUCAUAUCAUUCACGAUGGUGUGUCUAUAUCUGACAAACAGUACACGGGCAAUGUUGAAGAGGUGAGAAGGGUGCAGCAUGAGUUGGGUCUUCCUGGCGAGCACGAGGGUACCCGUAGGGGUUAGGGUCUGAGAUGACAUCGGUUUGCCCGGUGGUAUGAAUGAUCUAGUGUGGAGAGUAAGGAGAUCUUAACAUCUAGAGUAUAUAGAUCUAGGACGUUUCGUUGUAUAC